UCUGGCUGUUUGAUUCUGGACUAUGACCGUGCUGUAAGCUUUCCUUUGAGGUGAGGUGACUCUUUUGACACACAAGCAACAGGACUCCAGGAUGAUUCACAUGAAGGACAGACUCCUCUUGAACCCUCAGCUCAGUGACUUCAGUGAACUGGUCUUGCAUCACAUUGUUGUACUCCUUCUCUUAACCCACUCUUGUGGAGGUCAGUCUCAGGUGAUCGGUACAUCUCAGCCAGUAGUGGCAAUGGUUGGCGAUGACAUCAUUUUGCCAUGUCACCUGGAUACUGGUGUAGAUGCUACUGACCGGACUGUGGAGUGGGCGAGAUCUGACUUAGAUCCCAGAUUUGUCUAUUUGAGGCGAGACAGUGUGGAGCUUCACCUUGAGGAGCAUCCAUUGUACAUGGGGAGAACAUCGCUGUUCACCAACAACCUUAAGUGUGGAGACAUUUCACUGAAACUCUCUAAAGUGAAACUCUCUGAUGCAGGAAGCUACAGAUGCCUCGUUCCCAAAUCUAUAGAUGUUGUGGUUGAGCUCACUGUGGGUUCCGUCUCCUCACCGGACAUAGAUAUUUCCAAAGUCAGCAAUGGAGUGCUGUUAGAGUGUAAAUCUAAAGGCUGGUAUCCAGAGCCUGAGGUGUUGUGGCUGGACGGUGAGGGAAACCUCCUCUCUGCUGGACCUCCAGAGACAGUCAGAGGUCCUGAUGACCUCUAUACUGUCAGCAGCAGAGUGACUGUGGAGAAGAGACACAGCAACAGCUUCACCUGUAGAGUCCAACAGAAGAACACCAACCAGACCAGAGAGACACACGUCCAUCUGCCAGCUGAUCUCUUUAUGGUUCAGUCUAUUCCUGCUGUCCGCAUCACCAUCAUCUUGGCAGUGUGUAUUGUGCCUAUUGUUGUCUUCAUUGUGUGGAAAUUGAGACUAAACAAAACCAAAACCACAAACAGCAGCAUAGAAGGUGACAGAGAGAAGCUCAUGACAAAAAGUCAGAAAAUUACCUAUUUGGACGACACAAAGGCAAAACUUGAUGAGGACUUGAAGAGGAAUGAGGGAGAAUUGCAACAUGUACUACAGGUGAUUAUAACACUUGGGAACCAGAAGAAAGAUCUGAAGAAUCAGAGAAAGAAACUCAUCUCACUACAGCAGAAAGACAAGACACAGGAAGAAGAGAACAAGAAGAAGCUGGAGAAGGAGAACACCCCAGCAUUUGACAAAGAAAACAAAAUGAAGAAGCGUUCCGUCUCCUCACCGGACAUAGAUAUUUCCAAAGUCAGCAAUGAAGUGCUGUUAGAGUGUAAAUCUAAAGGCUGGUAUCCAGAGCCUGAGGUGUUGUGGCUGGACGGUGAGGGAAACCUCCUCUCUGCUGGACCUCCAGAGACAGUCAGAGGUCCUGAUGACCUCUAUACUGUCAGCAGCAGAGUGACUGUGGAGAAGAGACACAGCAACAGCUUCACCUGUAGAGUCCAACAGAAGAACACCAACCAGACCAGAGAGACACACAUCCAUCUGCCAGCUGAUCUCUUUAUGGUUCAGUCUAUUCCUGCUGUCCGCAUCACCAUCAUCCUGGCAGUGUGCAUUGUGCCUAUUGUUGUCUUCAUUGUGUGGAAAUUGAGACUAAACAAAACCAAAACCACAGACAGCAGCAUAGAACGUCAGCCUCCGAAUGAGGGAGAAGGAGACAGAGAGAAGCUCAUGACAAAAAGUCAGAAAAUUACCUAUUUGGACGACACAAAGGCAAAACUUGAUGAGGACUUGAAGAGGAAUGAGGGAGAAUUGCAACAUGUACAACAGGUGAUUACAACACUUAUGAACCAGAAGAAGGAUCUGAAGAAUCAGAGAGAGAAACUCAUCUCACUACAGCAGAAAGACAAGACACAGGAAGAAGAGAACAAGAAGAAGAAGACCCCAGCAACGCAAGAAAAAAAAAAAAAAGAGUAAGCGUGAAAAGACCAAAGAGGAUCUGGAGAGGAGAAAGACAGAACAUGAGGAACUGUUACAGAACACAGAUAAACUACUGGAGACAACAGAGGAGAUGAUUAAUAAAAUGACAGAAAGGAAGGGGAAACUAGAGAGAGAUAAGGAACAAAUAAAUAAAAACCUGAAAGAGACGGAGAGACGGAGGAAGGAGAUUCAGAGGAAACUUCAGCUGGAUCAGUCAGAGAGAGAAGAGGACAAAAAUAAUCCAUUAUCCAAUGAUCCUUUAUGAUUGUUUCACUUGAUAUUUAGUUAAAAUCACAUAAUUUGUAAACAUUUAUAAAAUCUGAUUCAUUAAUUUUAGAUCCCUAGUAUCAUCAGUUUAAGCAAUCUGACUGUCUGUUCCACACAAGAUG
Messenger RNA from Sebastes umbrosus (honeycomb rockfish), 2328 nucleotides. Its product is annotated as butyrophilin-like protein 2. The record is from RefSeq and is a predicted model, not a curated record. The transcript is spliced from 9 exons. NCBI's taxonomy places the organism in Eukaryota, Metazoa, Chordata, Actinopteri, Perciformes, Sebastidae. Bases 92 to 1936 code for a protein of 614 amino acids.